Messenger RNA from Closterium sp. Naga37s-1, 2436 nucleotides. NCBI's taxonomy places the organism in Eukaryota, Viridiplantae, Streptophyta, Zygnematophyceae, Desmidiales, Closteriaceae. The record is from the annotation of a GenBank genome assembly.
AUGGCGGCUUCGCUUGUUUCGGCUUCUGGCCAACACCAUGGUUGUGCAGUCCGCACCUGCAGACCACCUUCGUGUGACCCUCGUGUGCACCCCCCCAUACGCCCCUCUCCCUCCCCUCUCCCUCUCCCCCGUAGCUUCUGGCCAACGCCGUGGUUGUGCAGUCCGCACCUGCAGACCACCUUCGUGCACUUCUGCGCGCCCACGCCCCACGUGCCUUACAUCAGGCAUGUGGUGCGCACACCUGAUGGCGGCACCCUCGGCCUCGAUUGGGCCGAACCCGAAGCAGCAGGUGAGGGGUGCAGGGGGGUGCAGGGGGGCGACAAUAGAUGGUGGGGGGAAGGGCGGGAAGGGUGCAGGGGCGGCCGGAAUGGGGGGGAGCGGAGAGGCAAGGGUGGCAGGAGGGCGGGCGGAGCGGACGUCGCAGUGGUCUGGGGUGGGGAUGGGGAUGGGGAUGGGGAUGGGGAUGGGGAUGGGGAUGGGGAUGAGGAUGGGGAUGGGGAUGGGGAUGGGGAUGGGGAUGGGGAUGGGGAUGUGGAUGGGGAUGGGGAUGGGGAUGGGGAUGAGGGUGGGGAUGGGGAUGAGGAUGGGGAUGGGGAUGACAGUGUGGAUGGGAUAGGCAUGGGGAUGGGGAUGGUGGUGGUGAUGGUGAUGGUGAUGGUGAUAAAAUGUAAUUCGAGCACAAAGCCGUGCUUCCCCCACCUCCCCGUACACACCACCUGCUCUUGCCCUUCCCCCCUCCAUCCGCUCUUGCCCUUCCCCCCUCCAUCCGCUCUUGCCCUUCCCCCCUCCAUCCGCUCUUGCCCUUCCCCCCUUCACCCGUUUUCCCUCCUCUCCCACCUCCAAUUUUACCCACACCACCCUCCACCUCUCAUUGCCCCUCUGCUCGCAUCUGCGCAGCACACAGCACACAGCACUCUGUGUGACUUCUGUGGCUGUGGAGGUUGCAUUGGCUCCCAAUUCCUCCCCUCUCUCCCUCUGCUUCCCUCUGCUCCCUUCUUCCCCUCUGCUCCCCUCUGCUCCCUUCUUCCCCUCUGCUCCCCUCUGCUCCCUUCUUCCCCUCUGCUCCCUUCUUCCCCUCUGCUCCCUUCUUCCUCUCUGCUCCCUUCUUCCCUUCUGCUCCUCAUUUCUCCCCUUUGCACCCGUUUAAUCCCCUCUGCGCCCCUCGGGUUCCUGCUCCUCCCUCCCCUGCACUCCACCCCCCUGCACAGUACAUGCGGCAGUUCAAACCGCUUCUACAAUGCGGGGUGGACCACGGACCUGCGCUUUGUCAUCAGCCUUGUGCAACAAGAUUACCCCUACGCGCCCCUCUAUGCGAUCGGCACGUCCCUUGGAGCCAACAUCCUGGUGAAGUACCUUGGGGAGGAGGGUGCCUCGGGGCCCAUCCAAGCUGUUGUCUCCAUCUGUGCUCCCCUCUCUGCUGUCCUGCCCUCCCUGCUUUCCUUCUCCCCCCCUCCUUCCGGUCUCUUCCCCCCCGUUCCCCCUCAACUGCAGGUGAAGUACCUCGGGGAGGAGGGUGCGACGGGGCCCAUCCAAGCUGCUGUCUCCAUCGGCAAUCCCUGGGAUCUGCUGGUAUGGGCUCGCCUUGUCCCACCAUGUGCCGUGCUGGUAUGCUCUCACUGGUCCGCUCUUGCCCUGAACCCUAAACCAGUGCGUGAUGCCCCUUCUGUUCCCUUCUCUCCCCCUCUCCCCCUCUCUCCCCCUCUCCCCACCUCUCUCGCCCUCUCUCCCCCUCUCUCCCCCCCCCACCCUUUCGCCCAGAUCUCACCUCGUGGACGUGCAGCACGUCAUGAAGGUGGGUGGGCAGCAUGUUCUCUGCAACAUGCGUGUGCGGGGUGGCAUGGGCUGGCGGCAUGUGCUAUGUGCCGGGUGGCAUAUGCAGGGCGGCAUGUGCUGGGCGGCAUGUGCUGGGCGGCAUGUGCUGGGCGGCAUGUACUGGCUGGAAUGUUAGUGCAUGUGCAGCGCAUUAGCUACCCUCUCACGUCAUUCCUUGCUCCUUUCUCUGUCUUUGCCCUCUCACCACCACACCAUCCCCGCAAACUCCUUCAGGCGCGCACCAUCCGCCAGUUUGACGACCGCAUCACUCGCAUCGUCAGCAACUACGAGUGCCGCUGCUGGCUGUCCACUCCACUGCCCCCCUCCUCCUUAACCCCUCUUCUCGCCCCUACUUUUGCCCCUUCCCUUCCCCCCCUUCCCUUUGUUACCCCCCCUCUUCAGACCGUAGACACAUACUAUCGUCGAUGCGGGUCGGCCCAGUUCCUGCCAGAGGUGGCGGUGCCUCUGCUGGCUGUGAGCGCACUGGACGACCCCAUCUGCACCAGAGAGGCCAUUCCCUGGGACGAGGCCAAAGCCAACCCAAACGUGGUGCUGGCAGUGUCGCACCAUGGCGGGCAUCUGGCAUAUCUGCAGGGACUCACUGCUAGUAGUAUAUGGUGGUGA